Messenger RNA from Melampsora larici-populina 98AG31, 432 nucleotides. RefSeq lists its product as uncharacterized. The transcript has 5 exons. Gene Ontology annotation, cellular component: multivesicular body; ESCRT III complex. The record is from RefSeq and is a predicted model, not a curated record. NCBI's taxonomy places the organism in Eukaryota, Fungi, Basidiomycota, Pucciniomycetes, Pucciniales, Melampsoraceae. Gene Ontology annotation, biological process: vesicle budding from membrane; late endosome to vacuole transport via multivesicular body sorting pathway. Bases 1 to 432 code for a protein of 143 amino acids.
AUGAAUUACAACGGACCAACACCUUCAAACAUUACAAAAUUUGGUAAAGUUUUGAGUGUUGAAUUUUCAUUGAUUGAAAAGGAUGUAUUGUUUGGUCUUCAACAAGGAAAUAAAGUCUUGAAGGAAGUACACAAAGAAAUGAAUCUUGACAGUGUCGAGAAACUCAUGAGUGAUACUAAUGAAGCGAUUGCAUAUCAAAGGGAGAUUGAUGAGAUGACGAUGUCAAAGAUGAAUGUAGAGGAAGAAGAAGAGGUUGAACAAGAAUUGGAAUCAUUACAAGCCCAAGAGAACUCACAACUCAAAGUCCAACUAUCUAUCCCAAUUGAUCUACCAGAUGCUGCCAAGACUUGUCUUCCAGAACUACCGAAUCCAGUUCUAGAGCAGGUGGAGUCACAAGAGCCUGGAAAACAACUCAAAGCUAUACCUGCUUAA